GGAAGAAAGCCUCUCUCGCGGGGCAAGGGCAUCGCGAUGGAGGUUUUACUUCGCAGUCAGGAACCUCGUAUUUAUCAACAAAGCCAGCAACAGGUAUAGAGUGCGCAGAGCUGAAUAUAUAAAGAUGGCGCGAAAUAGUGAAAAGGCACAGUCAAUGCUGUUCCGCUUCAGAGAGCAGGAGGCGGCGGAUAUGGGAAUCAUCGACGCCAGCAGAAGACGUCGUCCAAAAGUGAUCUCCUCUGUCGAAUCUGUUCAGGAAUGCGAGCGAUGGCGAGGACAAGUGGUCCGGGAUAUCAGCGUGAAAGUCACCCGGAUCCAAGACCCUGUUUUAUCGAAUUACGAAAUCCGCGAUUUAAACGACGAGAUCAAUAAACUGAUGCGCGAGAAAUACGUCUGGGAACUACAGAUCCGGAACCUGGGCGGUCCUAAUUACCUGCGGAUGCCUGCAAAGACAUAUGACGACGACGGCCGCGAGAUCCCCACCACACGCGGCUACAAAUAUUACGGCCGCGCCAAGGAACUUCCCGGCGUCAAAGAACUUCUCGAGCCGCCGCCGAAAGAUGAAAUCCGAGUGAACGCGCGCGCAAACUACAAGACCGACGUCGACGCGAGUUACUACGGAUACCUGGACGAGGAAGAUGGCGAGGUGCUGAAGUUUGAGGAGAAGUUGGAGAAAAUCAGUCUGGCGAAUACGUUGAAAGAAGACGAGGGCGUGCCGGUGGGAUGGAUGGGUAUCGACCGGCCUGAUUCGAUACCGAGUUUGAAAGAGGUCGAGGACUGGUUGCUGGAGCGGAGGAAGGCAAAGCUGAUGGAGCGGUAUGAUCUAGGCUCAUGAGCCGUCGGCAAGAUAGAAAAAGAUUUGUACGAUAUGUAUGUUGUCUAUAUAC
Messenger RNA from Myxozyma melibiosi, 887 nucleotides. Its product is annotated as Isy1-like splicing factor. The record is from RefSeq and is a predicted model, not a curated record. Gene Ontology annotation, cellular component: catalytic step 2 spliceosome; post-mRNA release spliceosomal complex; Prp19 complex. The transcript is spliced from 4 exons. Gene Ontology annotation, biological process: mRNA 3'-splice site recognition; generation of catalytic spliceosome for second transesterification step. The coding region runs from base 125 to 835 and encodes 236 amino acids. NCBI's taxonomy places the organism in Eukaryota, Fungi, Ascomycota, Lipomycetes, Lipomycetales, Lipomycetaceae.